CCGAGCCCCGAAGCGCUCCCGGCGACGGCGGCGGCGGCAGCAGCACCACACACCCCUCGAGCUGCAAGUUUGUCUAAAGGUGCUGAGAAGUGAGGAGUAUGAUUUGAAAGUUUCGUUGGAUCCAGGGCUGGAAAAAGACGGAGCUGACCUUACUGGCUUCACUCUUGAGGGCUGUUUUAAACUGAAGAAGAGGAGAAUUGCAAGCCACCUUUCAGUCUGUUUGGACUCCCUGUUUACCGAAGAGAGAUGGAGAUGCCAUUAAGCACAAAAGGGAUCACUACUGUGUGCCUGCUUCUCUUUGUAUUAAGUUUGGCAGCAGCCAUUGAAAUACCGCUUUCUGUGCGACAGCUCCCAACAAUCACAGCCCAAUCAACUGAUCAAGUUGCAUUCCCUUUUGAUGAAGAGUUUACAAUCAAGUGUGAAGCUAAAGGGAACCCUCACCCAACCUUUAACUGGACAAAAGAUGGGAAACCAUUCGAUCUACUAAGCCACUCAAGGAUAAUUCCAUCCAACAAUUCAGGAACAUUUGUUAUUAAGAACCGUGGCAACAUAACCAUUUUUCAAGGAAAGUAUCGUUGCAAUGCUUCGAAUGAGUUGGGAAGUUCGAUAUCAGAAGAAAUAGAACUUAUAGUUCCAGGUACUCCGAAAUUUCCCAAAGAGAAGAUUAACCCUAUAGAUGUAGAGCAUGGUGAUCCAAUGGUCUUGCUCUGUAAUCCUCCCAAAGGAAUCCCACCGUUGCACAUUUAUUGGAUGAACAUUGAUUUGCAGCACAUCCCACAAGAUGAAAGGGUUUCCAUGAGCCUUAAGGGAGAUCUUUACUUUGCAAAUGUGGAUGAAAAUGACAGCCGGAGUGAUUAUUGCUGCUUUGCUGCAUUUCCGAGACUAAGGACUAUUGUGCAGAAAAUGCCAAUGACAAUGACAGUUACACGUUCAAAACAUACUAAUGAUUCCAGUUCACCUAAUACUGCUAAGGCAAAUUUAAUCAAGGAAAGGAAACCAAAAUUGGUUAUCCCCGAAUCUUCUGGCCACAGUUCAGAAGUGACUGUCAUGAAAGGAAUGGAUCUUUUUCUGGAAUGCAUUGCUGAAGGACUUCCAACACCACAUCUAAUCUGGAGAAGGGUUGAUAGAGACAGAGCUGACAGAGGAGUUGUUGAAAAUUACGGGAAGAUAUUGAAGAUAGAACAAGUCACUGCAGAUGAUGCAGGGAUCUAUGAGUGCAUAGCCAGAAAUGAUUUGGGAGAAACAAAACAUGAGUUCACUGUUGGUGUUGAAGAGCCACCCACAUGGGUAGUGAAACCAAAAGGUGGGGUUUACAGUAAAGGUGGAAGUUUUGUAUUGUUCUGUCAAGCUAUUGGCUACCCUGAGCCAACAAUAAAGUGGAAAAGGAAUGGCUUUCCUCUUGAAGAAACAAAAUCCAGCCGAGCUGCUUUUUCAACAAGGGAGAUCAGCAUCACUAACCUAGAGCUCAAAGACACUGCGGUGUUCCAGUGUGAGGCUACCAACAAGCAUGGCACCAUCCUUGCCACAGCAAACAUUGAUGUUCUUGAAAUCCCUCCAGAAAUACUGACUCCAGAUGGUGAAGAGUAUGUUGCAGUUGUGGGUUAUGCGAGUUACCUGUACUGUCAGUUUUUUGCAGUGCCUUCACCUGAUAUUUCUUGGACUAAAGAUGACAGCAUGAAACAUCUGGACGCCGAUCAAAAUGGAACCCUGGAGAUCAGAAUUACAAGGAAGGAAGAUGCCGGGUCUUAUACUUGCAUGGUGAAAAAUUCUGCUGGGAGACGUGGUCUCACUGCUACUCUCACUGUCAGAGAUGCCACCAAAAUUUCUGUUAUGCCUAAGAAUCCACAAGUUUUGAAAUCACGCUCGGUUUUAUUGAAAUGUCAUUCUGAGUAUGACCCACAUUUGAAACGACACUUUAAAAUUUCAUGGAGGAAGGAUGGGAAGGAGCUGGACAAGAAUGACACUGAAGAUGGGAGAAUAAUUAUUGAGAUGAAUACAUUGUUUAUACCAAAUGUGGAAAUAGAAGAUCAGGGAGUGUACACCUGUGUAGGCAGCACAUCUCUUGACAGUGCUACAGAUGAUACCCGCAUCACUGUCCUCCACAUCCCUGACCCACCACAAGACCUCCACCUCUCAGAAAAGCAGAACAGAAGUGUGAGGUUGUCGUGGACUGCUGGGAGCAGUAAUAAUAGCCCAAUUAAUGAAUCAAUUGUGGAAUUUGAAGAGAACCGAUGGGAGCCCAGAAAGUGGCAGGAAUUAAUCAGGCUCCCAGGGAAUGAUACUACAGUUGUUUUACCACUUGCCCCUUAUGUAAAUUACCAAUUCCGUGUUAUAUCUGUUAAUGCCGUGGGGAGAAGCCAGCCUAGCGAGCUAUCAGAACGAUAUGAAACGCCUCCAGCAGCUCCAGACAAGAACCCGGAAAAUAUCAGAGUUGAAACUUCUAAACCACACGAGAUGAACAUGACAUGGGAGCCAUUAAAGCCCAUGGAGCAAAAUGGACCAGGCCUGGAAUACAAAGUAAACUGGAGACAGCAGGAUGUUGAUGAAUGGGAAGAAGAAACCGUGCAAAAACAUUUCUUGAUAUUGAAGAACACCCCCACCUUUGUACCUUAUGAUAUCAAAGUCCAGGCAGUGAAUAACCUUGGGUCUGGUCCUGAACCCAAUAUAAUAACUGGGUAUUCAAGUGAAGACAUUCCAGAAGCAGCUCCUUCUAAUGUAAUAGUGCAUGUCAUCAACAGUACUCUGGCUAAAGCCAUCUGGUCUACAAUUCCAAAGGACAGAGUUCGUGGGCAUCUCAAAGGCUAUAAGGUCACCUGGUGGAAAGUACGAAGUCGCCUGGAUGGAAAAAGUCAUCACCCUGAGAAACACUCCUUGUCAUUUAAGGCAGACCGAAACGAUGGAAUGAUUCCUGGUCUGGAGCCCUUUAGUGAAUAUCGCUUAACAGUUUUGGCUUUUAAUUCCAAAGGAGCUGGACCGGAAAGCCUCACAUAUGAAUUCCAAACCCCAGAGGGAGUCCCGGAAAAACCACACUUUCUAAAGAUUCUAAACUUCGAUAAAGAUUCAGUAACACUGUCAUGGGGACCACCUAAGAAACCAAAUGGGAUUGUCACUGGAUACAUUUUACAGUACCAGAGAAUUAAUGAAACUGAUGACAUUGGGCCCUUGCAUGAAAUCAAUAUUACCAACCCUUCAUCAUUCAGCUUCAGGCUUUCAAAUCUGAGCAUCAGCACAAAGUAUAAGUUCUAUGCAAGGGCCUGUACAAUAGAAGGUUGUGGGAAACCAAUAACAGAGGAAGGAAUAACAAUAACCGAAGGCAGUAAAGCUGUCGGGAAGAUUUCUGAAGCACUAAAUCCCACCCCAAAGACUCAGCCUCUUGAGGCACUUGAGCCUGGAACUGCGUACACAGUUCGACUAGUGACUAAGCAUUGGGUUGAUAAUAAUAGCAUUUCUGCAGAUGUAAUUGAGACAAGGGGGAGAGCUUAUGCUGGAAUUUAUGAAAAAAUCUCCACACAAGGCUGGUUUAUUGGACUGAUGGGUGCCAUUGCUUUGCUUACCUUAUUGUUGCUCACAGUGUGCUUCGUUAAAAGGAACAAAGGAGGGAAAUAUUCAGUGAAAGAAAAAGAAGAUUUGCAUCCAGAUCCUGAAGGCCAAUCCAUAAAAGAUGAAAUCUUUGGCGAAUAUAGUGACAGUGAUGAAAAGCCACUCAAAGGAAGCCUGCGGUCUCUUGACAUGGACAUUAAAGGUGCAGAGAGUGCUGAUAGUUUGGUGGAUUAUGGAGACGGGGAGCACAGAAUGUUCAACGAAGACGGUUCAUUUAUUGGUGCUUACACCGGAUGUAAGGAAAAAGCAUCGGCUGAAAGCAUUGGGAGUUCUACAGCAACCUUUCCUCUCCAUGCAUAAAAUACUAGCAUGAAUGAUUCAUUUCAAAUCACCAUAUUUAUCUUUACUAGUCAUCAAAUAUCAUACAAGUCAGAAGUAGGCUGCAGAAAAGUUCAAGACCUCGAUAUCCAGCCUAUAUAGAAAUAGGCAUUUGACUUCAAAAGCUGGUUUUGUUUUGUUUUUUGGAAAUUCUUCCUCCUUCUCCUCAUCAAGACACAGGCAUUUUUAUUUCAUUACAAUAUGACUCAGAACUAAAAUUUGGUAAGACAUAU
Molecule: messenger RNA, 4151 nt
Organism: Elgaria multicarinata webbii
Lineage: Eukaryota; Metazoa; Chordata; Lepidosauria; Squamata; Anguidae
Gene: CHL1
Product: cell adhesion molecule L1 like
Exons: 28
Coding region: 247-3900 (1217 amino acids)
Biological process (GO): brain development; cell-cell adhesion; axon guidance
Cellular component (GO): plasma membrane; axon
Molecular function (GO): cell-cell adhesion mediator activity
Source: RefSeq, a predicted model, not a curated record